CCUCCUGAGUCAGGCAGAGGAGAGGAAGCAAGCAGAACAGCAGAGGCAGGAUCUGAUUGCAGAAAUGGGCCCAGAUUCCUCUGAGACCAAAAGGACUCCAUUGGACACCAGAGAGAGGCUGCUGGGUGACCAGAUGAUGCCAGCAAGACCUCCUCUUCCAUCUAUUCCUGGUGGUGAAGGAGAAGCAAUGGCUGUGGAAGCAGCUCAGGGUCCAGUGUGCUUUGAAGAUGUCGCUGUUCAUUUCACAGAUGAGGAAUGGGCGUUGCUGGAUCCUGACCAAAGAGCUCUGCAUAAGGAAGUCAUGGAGGAGAAUCACACAAUUGUGGCCUCUCUCAGUGGUGAUGAUUUGGAAAUUGAGAGCGAGGACACCCAUGACAGAAUCCACACAGUGGAGAAGCCAUUGCCACUCUUGGAGUGUGGAGAGAGCUUCAGUCACAGCUCCCAUUCGACUACCCACCAAAGAAAUGCUAUUGGGAAGAAACCCUCUCAGUUCUCUGAAUGGGGAAAAAAAUUCUGUUGGAAUGAAAGUCUAACUUAACAGGAAAUAAUUCCCACAGGG
This is a messenger RNA of Podarcis muralis (Common wall lizard), 559 nucleotides long. The record is from RefSeq and is a predicted model, not a curated record. NCBI's taxonomy places the organism in Eukaryota, Metazoa, Chordata, Lepidosauria, Squamata, Lacertidae.